Myxozyma melibiosi is the source of this 669-nucleotide messenger RNA. RefSeq names its product RNA polymerase II transcription factor B subunit 5. Bases 46 to 270 code for a protein of 74 amino acids. Gene Ontology annotation, biological process: nucleotide-excision repair; transcription by RNA polymerase II; nucleotide-excision repair, preincision complex assembly. NCBI's taxonomy places the organism in Eukaryota, Fungi, Ascomycota, Lipomycetes, Lipomycetales, Lipomycetaceae. The transcript has 3 exons. Gene Ontology annotation, cellular component: transcription factor TFIIH core complex; transcription factor TFIIH holo complex. The record is from RefSeq and is a predicted model, not a curated record.
AGCUGAUGUCAUUAGGCUGAGAUAGAAGAUUAAAGAUCAUUAACCAUGCCUCGGGCUGUUAAGGGCGUCUUCGUAGAGUGCGAUCCCUCCAUCAAGUCCCUCGUCCUCAACAUCGACGCAAAGUCCCAUAAUGUCGUAAUAGCUGACCUCGACGACGAGCAUCUCGUCAUCGACGAGCGCCAGGUCGACAACGUCAAACGGCAACUCGACGCCCAGCUCGCGGAAAACACUUUCAACCCGGCUGAGCUCGAGAACAACCCGGAGAAGUAGACAUCGAGGCAGCAUGUGCAGUCCAAGAGCUGAUAUCUGAUACUCUCUACUCGUCUCUACUCUACUCUCUCUGCUCUCCGCCCUCGACUCUUCCGAACAUACUGAUCUUCACUGAUCUUCAGAUCACAGCAGCACAGCAAAGUUGUCUGCAUCUCCAUCCUCACAGUCAUCCCUCCUACAUCAACUCCGUCAGUCUGUCUCGAUCUCAAUCCCUCUCUUCAGUCAUAUCCUGACUCUCCUCUUCAAUCAAUGCACUCUUGACCUCUCUUAAUUAACUCCUGCUCAAAUGUAAACAUUACGUAACCUAUUAUCCAACAACCCACAUUUCCAUCACGUGACAUUAACAUGAACGAGCAAACUCUCACUUCAAAACAAAACUCUUGCUCGAGUCCAAGUCUU